AAGUGUGAAAAGAUGAAUGGAUCAGUGGAUGGCUUGCGUGACCAUUCUCUAAGUGAAGAAGAAAAUUUUAUGUUCACAUCAGAAUCUGUAGGAGAGGGACACCCAGACAAGAUCUGCGACCAGAUAAGUGACGCAGUGUUGGAUGCCCAUCUCAAGCAGGACCCUAAUGCCAAGGUGGCCUGUGAGACAGUGUGUAAGACAGGCAUGGUGCUGCUGUGCGGGGAGAUCACCUCCAUGGCCAUGGUGGACUACCAGCGGGUGGUGAGAGACACCAUCAAGAACAUUGGCUAUGAUGACUCUGCCAAGGGUUUUGACUUUAAGACCUGCAAUGUGCUGGUGGCUUUGGAGCAGCAGUCCCCAGAUAUUGCCCAGUGUAUCCAUCUAGACAAAAACGAAAGGGAUAUCUGUGCUGGAGAUCAGGGUUUGAUGUUUGGCUAUGCUACGGAUGAGACAGAAGAGUGCAUGCCCCUCACCAUCAUUCUCGCUCACAAACUCAAUGCCCGGAUGGCGGAACUGAGACGCUCCGGUGUCCUCCCCUGGCUGAGGCCCGACUCAAAGACUCAGGUGACGGUUCAGUACAUGCAGGACAAUGGUGCAGUCAUCCCUGUACGCAUCCACACUAUUGUCAUUUCUGUGCAACACGAUGAAGACAUAACUCUGGGGGAUAUGCGCAAGGCCCUGAAGGAGCAGGUGAUCAAGGCCGUGGUUCCGGCCAAGUACCUGGAUGAAAACACCAUUUACCACCUGCAGCCCAGUGGGCGCUUUGUCAUUGGCGGUCCCCAGGGGGAUGCGGGCGUCACUGGUCGUAAGAUAAUCGUGGACACCUAUGGCGGCUGGGGGGCACAUGGUGGAGGAGCCUUCUCUGGGAAGGACUACACCAAGGUGGACCGCUCUGCAGCUUAUGCUGCCCGCUGGGUGGCCAAAUCCCUGGUGAAAGCAGGGCUCUGCCGGAGAGUGCUUGUACAGGUUUCCUAUUCCAUUGGUGUGGCUGAGCCACUGUCCAUUUCAAUCUUCACCUAUGGAACCUCUCAGAAGACAGAGCGAGAGCUGCUAAAUGUGGUGAAUAAGAACUUCGACCUUCGGCCUGGCAUCAUUGUCAGGGAUUUGGAUUUGAAGAACCCCAUCUACCAGAAGACAGCAUGCUAUGGCCAUUUUGGAAGAAAUGAGUUCCCAUGGGAGGUUCCCAAGAAGCUUGUGUUUUAGAGCUGGUGGACGUUGGCCUGGCCUUGCCGUAGAGGCAUCUGGGUGGCCAGGAUCCCAACUCUUGGAUCUCGCAGACCCUGGGUUGCUGACUGCCCUCAGGAGAGUGCCUUUCCCCCCACUACACCCUCCUAGGCAAAGCCAAGGUCCUCUGAUUUAGCCCUAUCCUGUCACAAUCAUGAAUGGCAGGAGGCAGGUGGCUUCCUGGUGCUGAGAGUCUGAACUCCUCAUGAGGAUUGUCACGAUGUCCUCCUGACUCUUCGUCAGACCAAGGUGAUGUUAAUUUAGUGGAAAAACCACCCCUGUCA
This is a messenger RNA of Pteropus alecto (black flying fox), 1508 nucleotides long. RefSeq names its product methionine adenosyltransferase 1A (gene MAT1A). The transcript has 9 exons. Gene Ontology annotation, biological process: S-adenosylmethionine biosynthetic process. Gene Ontology annotation, cellular component: cytosol. The coding region runs from base 13 to 1203 and encodes 396 amino acids. NCBI's taxonomy places the organism in Eukaryota, Metazoa, Chordata, Mammalia, Chiroptera, Pteropodidae. The record is from RefSeq and is a predicted model, not a curated record. Gene Ontology annotation, molecular function: methionine adenosyltransferase activity; ATP binding.